This is a messenger RNA of Cucumis melo (muskmelon), 3054 nucleotides long. Its product is annotated as GDSL esterase/lipase At3g27950-like. Bases 363 to 1508 code for a protein of 381 amino acids. Gene Ontology annotation, molecular function: hydrolase activity, acting on ester bonds. The record is from RefSeq and is a predicted model, not a curated record. The transcript is spliced from 6 exons. NCBI's taxonomy places the organism in Eukaryota, Viridiplantae, Streptophyta, Magnoliopsida, Cucurbitales, Cucurbitaceae.
UCAACUCAAGAGUUUUGAUGGCUAUCACCGAGUUGGGAUGGGAACUCAAAUACCGAAAUCACUAUUACAAUGUAGAUCUUUGUAAUCCAUGAAUUUUGAUUAAUGGAAAUUGGAAUGCACCUCAUCAUUGCCAUGUGGUUUUCCAAGUCGGUGAGAGAGAAAAGGACGACGUCUCUCCAAAUUUACAACGUUCAUCCCUUUUGUCCACGCUUGUGGACCACCGACUUGAAGUACUUUUGUCGAAAUUAGCUACUCUAAAUUCCACUUUACGAUCAUUUCAAAUCCCAUUAAUCAAAAUGGCAGUGAUUCACUUCUAAUUACUUCGAUCCCCUCAACGAUCGAACAACUACGAAGUGAAAAUCAUGAACUCAUUGAAGCUUCGCCGUCUUUGGGCGCUUCUGAUUCUGGGUUUAGUGGGACGGACGGUGACGUUGUUUGGCGCCGCCGCGGGGACUUGUGGGUUUCCGGCUAUAUACAACUUUGGCGACUCGAAUUCAGACACAGGAGGAAUAUCGGCGGCACUCAAUGCGAUUCAACCACCCAAUGGCGAAACCUUCUUUGGACAUCCUUCUGGGAGGGCUUGUGAUGGUCGUCUCAUUAUAGACUUUAUAGCUGAGAAGCUGAAAUUGCCUUACCUGAGUGCAUAUCUGGAUUCAAUAGGGACAAGUUUUAGACAUGGAGCUAAUUUUGCAACAGGAGGUUCGUCGAUUCGUCCUGGUGGUUAUAGCCCUUUCCAUCUUGGGAUUCAAGUAUCACAGUUCAUCCAAUUCAAAUCCCGCACCACAGAUCUAUUCAAUCGACUUCGCUCCCACAACAGGACAGCAAUACCAAUCAAACAUAUUGCAAGGCCCCAGGAGUUCUCAAAGGCGCUAUAUACGUUUGAUAUUGGACAGAAUGAUCUUGCCUAUGGUUACCAACACUCAUCAGAAGAACAAGUUAGAGCCUCCAUUCCAGAUAUACUAGACACAUUCUGUGAAGCUGUGCAACAAUUGUACAAGGAAGGGGCAAGAUAUUUCUGGGUGCAUAACACGGGUCCGAUUGGAUGUCUGCCUUACUCUAUAUUGUAUAACAAAAGUCCAGAAAAUCGAGAUAGCAGCGGAUGCGUGAAGAGUCAAAACACAGUUUCUCGAGAAUUUAAUCGGCAGCUGAAGAGUCAGCUGCUAAAGUUGAGGAAAAAGCUUCCUUUUGCUAGAAUUGUUCACGUAGACAUGUAUUCAGUCAAAUAUCUGCUCAUUACCAAAGCAAAAAGUCAAGGUUUUGUUAAGAAUCCAGUUAAGUUUUGCUGUGGGAGUUACUAUGGCUAUCACAUUGACUGUGGGAAAAGGGAAGUUGUGAAUGGAACAGUUUACGGAAAUCCUUGUGAAGAUCCAUCAAGGCAGAUUAGUUGGGAUGGCAUACACUACUCUGAGGCUGCAAACUCGUGGAUUGCUAACCACAUUUUGGAUGGCUCAUUUUCAGACCCACCAUUGCCAGUCGACAAAGCUUGUCAAGCUCUUCGUGAUGCAUGAUAAGGAUGUACUUGGGCCCCUGGGACCUUAAGUGACCAAUGGGGAAAUUUUGAAAAAGAAUCGCGAUGCAGAUUCGAAUUGCAUAAGGGAUUCACAUAUUUCUCAAUUGGCGAGAAGCUAUGACUACGAGAAGAGGUUCAAGACUCUUUAGUGCUUUGUGAUGUAAGGAAAAGUUCAUUAGUUUCUAAAGGUCACUCAACAUUAGCACAUUUAGGAUUGAGUCAUCCAUACAAAAACCUUGGGGAAUUUGAUCCACUGACGGCAUUGAGAUGAUACCUUACGAUUUUCUACACAAGAAUUGUUUGAGGUGCCAUUUUUAGGAGAGAAACAUUGAGAGAUUUUAAGCUGAACUAUACAAUUAUGAAUUGGGUGGCCUAGAAGAUGAUUUUGGAGCUUAGGAAAGGACUUUUCAAGGCUCGAGAUCGUGGAGGCUGUAUUAGUGACGAUAGAUUGUCACACUAUUUCUGAUUUGUUCUUUUCUACCCUUUCUUUUAUAGUUCAAUAUAUAUGGACUUUUUUGCUUAUAUUGUAACCAUGAGUGGAUAAAUUCCUUUUCUUAGGGGUUGAUUUAGCGAUUGGAUUUUAUAUGGUUUAAUAAAUUGAAUGCUUUUUAGGGCUUUCUCUAAGACAUGGGUUGGGUUGUCGGGUUUAUUAAUUUUUUUUUUCCAUUCCUAAUGUACUAACUUCCAACAAUUUAUGGAUAAAUCACAAAAAUACACUAGAGAAAAACUACACCGUACCCAACUUCCAACAACUAUGGAACUAAAUCUACUAAAAUUUUUAAACUCAAAACACACAAAAACUACUAAAAAAUGUAGAUCUAGUAAAUUUUAAAUGAAGAAAAAAAAAUCAAAAUAAAUAAUAACUAAUAUGAAGUUCGAGAAGUAGACUGAGAGAGCUCAGACGGAAAAAGAUGAAAUGAGAAGUUGACCAGUGGCGGAUAUAGAAAAUAUAUUGAUAGGGGCUAAAAGAAAAAUAAGAAAAAUAUGAAAAAUAAAUUAAAUUGGUACAAUUUGAACCUGGGUCAAAAGGGGACUAACUAUAAGUAUUAAAAAUUAAAUAGUUUUCUUUAUAUAUAUUAUAUAAAGACAAUAAAGUUGAGGGGACUUGAGCCCCCUUUGGGCUUAUACUAAAUCCGUCGGUGAAGCUGACGACGAUGGACACUAAGAGAGAAGUCGAGAUGAGAGGGGAGAGGGUAUCGUUCACGACAGUGUGAGAUGAGAAGCCGAGACAAGAGGAGAAUGGUAACGUAGAGAGAUAUGAGGCAGCGUGAACUCGUGAAGUAGCCAAGCGGGUCUGCCGUGUGUGACCUAAAUUUACUUUUACUAAACUAAUAAUAAAAUAUAUGUCACUAAUUCGAGUCGGGUUGGGUUGAGUUGAAUCAGAUUUUUCAACCCUCACUAUGAGACCCAACCUAACCCUCAAAAAACAAAGUUUUUGAACCCAAAAUUUAAACUAACCAUCCAACCCAAUUCUUAUAAUGUGGGUUGGUGGGUAAUUCGGAUUGUCGGGUUAUUCGGAUUAUUCUUGUACGCUUAAUUACGAC